This is a messenger RNA of Aspergillus wentii DTO 134E9, 321 nucleotides long. Its product is annotated as CENP-S family protein. The transcript is spliced from 4 exons. Gene Ontology annotation, biological process: resolution of meiotic recombination intermediates; replication fork processing. The record is from RefSeq and is a predicted model, not a curated record. Gene Ontology annotation, molecular function: chromatin binding; protein heterodimerization activity. Bases 1 to 321 code for a protein of 106 amino acids. Gene Ontology annotation, cellular component: FANCM-MHF complex; Fanconi anaemia nuclear complex. Lineage: Eukaryota; Fungi; Ascomycota; Eurotiomycetes; Eurotiales; Aspergillaceae.
AUGGAUCAGAACGAGCAAGUUGGUCUUGAGGAGCGUCUCAAAUCCGCUCUUUGGUUGUCUAUCGGGAAGAUUGUUGAUGAGGAGACCAUUAAACUUGGCGUCAAUGCUACGCCUCAGUUUAUUGGAGCCUUGACGGAGAUGGUCUGGGCACAGAUAGAAACGGCCAGUCAGGAUUUGGAGUUUUUCGCCAAACAUGCCGGACGUUCGAUUGUUAAUGUUUCCGACGUGAUGCUGCUUGCUCGCCGCAACGAUGGCCUGGAGUCUAUUCUGCGUGGAUUUGUUGACCAGCAGCGGGAGCAGCAAGAGGAGGAAGAAUCUUGA